Molecule: messenger RNA, 1012 nt
Organism: Sceloporus undulatus (fence lizard)
Lineage: Eukaryota; Metazoa; Chordata; Lepidosauria; Squamata; Phrynosomatidae
Product: phospholipase A2 inhibitor and Ly6/PLAUR domain-containing protein-like
Exons: 6
Coding region: 187-792 (201 amino acids)
Cellular component (GO): extracellular region
Molecular function (GO): phospholipase inhibitor activity
Source: RefSeq, a predicted model, not a curated record
GUUAGGAAAUGCAUGCUCAGAGCUCUUUAUAAAAGGGGAAGGUUCAUCAAGUGAGUCAAAGAACCAGGGACAAAGCCUCCCAAGGCUUUUAAGCACUUCCAGUAUCCUGCAAACAUCAUCUUAGAAGCACUUGAGAAGUAUUGGUACCCUUGGUAUCCAGACUAGCAAUCUGACUUUGGCAUCACCAUGCAGAGCCUGCUUGGUCUCACCAUCUCCUUUGUGCUCAUAACUGCAGGUGUUGCUCUCGAGUGUGAAGUAUGCACCUCAGUUGGCACCAGCUGCACCGGCACAAUGCAGACCUGCGAAGCUGGUAAAGAUACCUGCAUCAUCAUUGUAACAGAGAGCACAAUGAAUGGAAUGCAAAUCCCAACAGUGGUUAAGACCUGUGAGUCUUCCAGCCACUGCAAGUAUGGACCACAAUAUAUGCAUUUUGGACAGGGUCAAGAAUUCAGGACAGCCUUCUCUUGCUGCGUGGGGGAUGCCUGUAGGACAGCAACUCCUCAGCUGCCUCCAGUCGUCACCAAACACAAUAGGAAGCAAUGCCCAGCCUGCUACAGUUUGUUUUCUGGCAUUUGCAAUCAGGAGGAGAUGGUGGACUGCGUUGGAGAAGAGAAUGACUGUCUUCAUGUGGCUGCAACAGUUACUUAUGGGACCUCUGUGAUCAACACUGUCCAGAAGGGCUGUGCCACCAAAGGGUUUUGUGCUGAUUUAAAUGUCGGCGAAUUCAGCACAAUGGGACUUCGCUCUCUCAUCACAAGGGCUGAAUGCAAAGCAGCCUCCACCACUGCCUGAACGGUGGCUGGGUUAGUUGCCUCCACUGCAUUGCUAGGUUUCUACUAAUGAAAUAUCCUUUUUUAAUCCCUCUGUGGUGCACUGCAUGCCUCAGGGCCCUGAAGCAUGCCUCUGUGUUCCUUAUCCACAACCUCCUCCAAAAUAGUUUCUGCCUCCCAGGGAUUUUCUUUUUUUAAUGCCCUCUGAGUGAAACAAAUAAAUGCUAAGUUGCAUGGAAAGA